Aquila chrysaetos chrysaetos is the source of this 1122-nucleotide messenger RNA. RefSeq names its product WAS/WASL-interacting protein family member 3-like. The transcript has 3 exons. The coding region runs from base 1 to 756 and encodes 251 amino acids. NCBI's taxonomy places the organism in Eukaryota, Metazoa, Chordata, Aves, Accipitriformes, Accipitridae. The record is from RefSeq and is a predicted model, not a curated record.
AUGAGUCUAAAGGUUGCAGCGAUCCCACACCGCCAUCUUUAUAAGGUGAAAACAGCCCCGCUCAUGGCACCCUUCGCGCCCGCAGCGCAGCGAGGAGGACGGACCUUCCUGCCCCCCCUCCUCCGGGCGAGUGACCGGGAGGUUCAGCAGCGCGGGGAGAGCAGCCGCAUCUCCGCUCCUUCCGCCUCUGACUCCCGCACGGCCCGCAGGGCCCCGGGCUCCCGCUGGAGCGCUCAGCCGCGCCUCUGCGCCAGCCGGCACCGCGCUAAUCUCCCCCUUCCUCCUCCUCCUCCUCCUCCUCCUUCUCCUCCUCCUCCUCCUCUCCUGGCGGCUGCCGUUGCCGCUCGCCGCUCCAUUGCAGCGCCGCGCCCGCUGAUCCGCUCUGACAGCGCCGGGGAAGGGGAGGUCAGAGGCAGUCACCGGCUCGGGGCACCCCGGCGGGCCCGGCCGGGGCGGCUGCCGCCGCAGCCAAUACGCGGCGGGGAGGAGGGGGCGCGGGGGGGCUGCCCCUGCCGCCUCUCCCGGCCCGGCCCGCCGCCCCGCCGGCGGCACGCAGCGGCCUGGGACGGGCGCGUCUUAAUCGCCAGGCCCGGAGCGGGCACAGGGCUGCAAACCUCGGGUUUCAGCGCAUACGGAAUCACGUCGGCAGGCAGCGGGGGGAAGGCCGGGAAGGCAGAGCCCGGGCAGGACGGCACGGGUGGGCGGCAGUGGGCGGCAGCGCUGUACUCCGGGACGCGCUCUCUCCGCCUGAUUUGAGGUAGGCAGGAGCCCAGGCACUUGCAAACCCCAGAACAGUGGGCCGGAAUGUCAUUUACUGCCCGCAGUGCCAGUUUACAUUCUCUACUGGAAGAGAAGACACUGAGCUUGAUAUACAUCCCACUGGCACAGGUGGUAAAAAUGUAAAGGUUGCAUGCCAAUUCAUCUUUUUGGCUACAUUACAAGAAAGGACGAUCUGACUUAUGUGUCUAACUGUAGAAAAUGGUCAUUGCAGAGAACCCCACUUGAAAUAACCUGAAGCUACAUGUCUCAAAUUCAUACACAGAGAAUGACUUACCUAGAGCCCUGAGACAGCUUUUGAAUCCCCAUGCACUCACAAUAAACUGACUGGCACCGGGAUUACAC